Molecule: messenger RNA, 870 nt
Organism: Calypte anna (Anna's hummingbird)
Lineage: Eukaryota; Metazoa; Chordata; Aves; Apodiformes; Trochilidae
Gene: KRT222
Product: keratin 222
Exons: 6
Coding region: 1-870 (289 amino acids)
Source: RefSeq, a predicted model, not a curated record
AUGGAACUGUCCCAGCUCCUCCGUGAGAUCAGGGCAAAGUAUGAAACGCUCAUCACCAGAAAUCAGAUAAAGACCCUCAUCUCAGCAAGGACCCAGCUAGAAGAAGCCACCACUAAAAGAAUGGACAAAGAUGCUGAAGCACUAAAGGCAGCCAGAGCAGAACUCUCUGAAGCAAGGAGGCAGUGGCACCAUAUGCAGAUUGAAAUUGAAUCUCUCCACGCUGUGGAAAAAGGUUUGGAGCGUUCACUGCGUGCCACAGAGGAGCAGUACCACAUGCAACUACAAAACUUAGAAGGUGAGAUUGAAUGCUUAGAGAAAGAACUACUGGAAGUGAGAAGAGGUAUUGAGAAACAGCUUCAAGAACAUGAACUUCUCCUGAACACAAGGAUGAAACUGGAGGAGGAGAUAGCAACAUAUCGCAGUCUGCUUGAGCAAGAAGAGAACAGGUUUCGCUGCUCUGCACCUGAGCAGAGGGAUGACAAAAAGCCUACCACAAGCAAGAUUGCUUUUACACUGCCUUCAAGUGAUAUAGCUGCAUUUUCUUUUACAGAUAGUGUAAAGAAGCACAAAAGUGAGAAGACAGAACUGUUGACAAAACAAGCAGUCCUGGGUGGAAAUAUUAUGAAGGAAAGCACUGAAGCUCACGGCACUGUACAGACAGAAAAAGUGGAUGAAGUUAUUAAAGAAUGGGAAGGUUCUUUCUUUAAGGACAACCCUCGCUUAAGGAAAAAAUCCGUUUCGUUGCGCUUUGAUCUCCACUUAGCAGCAACUGAGGAAGGAUGUUUACACACUAAGAAGAAAACUCUUCCUGACAUUGAAGUCAGGCUGGUCAUGAGGAGAUCUUGCAGUAUUCCUUCUAUCAAACCUUAA